AUGCUAAAAAUAAAGGCUCUUUUCUCAAAAAAGAAGCCGGAUCAGGCUGAUUUGUCUCAAGAAUCCAAAAAAUCAUUCAAGGGUAAGACUAGAUCGAACGGUGCAAACAGCAAUGUUUUCGAAGAUGCCUCUUCCACCAAAAAAAGGCAGCAAGAAGGAAACAUAACGCAAUACUCGAACGCCAUUGCUGAUGACCGUCAUAUGAAGUCUUUAACUGAUGAGCUUGUAAACACAUUAGAUUCAGACUCCUCUCCGAGUGAUAACAUUAUCACAGAAAAUAUAGAAACCGUUCCUUCUGUUCCAAUCAUCGAUGUUUACAAAAGCAGUGACGACCAACUAAGUUACGAGCCAUCAAUGUCUGAUGAAUCCCUUCCAAUACAGAAUGGGAUUAUCAGUGACAGCCAAGAUGACGAUACUGACGAUGAAGAGCUGGAAGAUGAAACUCCCGAAAAGUCAUUUCUUGAGCAAAAGGAGUUAAUAGGUUACAGGCUAAUCAAUAAAAUUGGUGAAGGUGCAUUCUCCAAAGUCUUUAGAGCCAUCCCUGCUAAGAAUAGUUCUAAUGAAUUUUUAACUAAAAACUACAAAGCUGUUGCCAUUAAAGUUAUCAAAAAGGCUGAUUUAUCGUCGAUCAACGGUGACCACCGGAAAAAAGAUAAAGGCAAAGAUGGUACCAAGACAUCAUCUAGAGAUCAAGUUUUAAAGGAAGUCGCACUACACAAGACGGUCUCAACUGGUUGUUCGAAAAUUGUCUCGUUCAUAGAUUUCCAAGAAAGCGACAGUUACUAUUAUAUCAUUCAAGAAUUGCUAACUGGUGGAGAAAUCUUUGGAGAAAUUGUCAGAUUGACCUAUUUCAGUGAAGAUUUAUCAAGACAUGUAAUCAAACAAUUAGCACUGGCUGUUAAACAUAUGCAUUCACUGGGCGUGGUGCAUCGUGAUAUCAAACCUGAAAAUCUUCUAUUCGAACCAAUCGAGUUCACUCCCUCUUUAAAACCAAAAUUUAGGAAAUCUGAUGAUCAGCACACAAAGGCAGACGAAGGCAUAUUCACACCAGAAAUCGGGGGUGGUGGAAUCGGUAUAGUGAAACUAGCUGAUUUCGGUCUGUCCAAGCAAAUUUUUUCCAAGAACACCAAGACCCCUUGUGGUACGGUUGGUUAUACUGCGCCCGAAGUGGUCAAAGAUGAACAUUAUUCCAUGAAAGUAGACAUGUGGGGGAUUGGCUGCGUUUUAUACACAAUGUUAUGCGGGUUCCCGCCAUUCUACGAUGAGAAAAUUGACACUUUGACUGAAAAGAUAUCAAGGGGCGAGUAUACUUUCUUAAAACCUUGGUGGGAUGAAAUCAGUCCCGGUGCCAAGAACGCAGUGGGCAAACUACUAGAGCUCGAGCCAUCCAGGAGAUACGACAUCGACCAGUUCUUGGACGAUCCAUGGUUGAACUCAUACGAUUGUUUACCAAAGGAAGGUAACUCUUUACAAAAGAAAGCAGGUACUUCUGAGAGACGCCAUCCACACAAAAAACAAUAUCAACUAUUUCAAAGAGACUCUUCUAUACUGUUUUCGCCGGCCGCUGUAGCUAUGCGCGACGCCUUUGAUAUCGGUAACGCGGUGAAGCGUACAGAAGAAGAUCGCAUAGGAACUCAUGGAGGAUUAGGCUCGCUUGCUGAAGACGAGGAGGCGGAUGACAACUACAACGCCGGUCUGACAAAUGAAAAACUUGAACAAAGUAUGUUCCAACUAACUUUGAACACCUCGACUAUUCUACAAAGAAGAAAGAAAGUCCAGGAGAACGAUGUAGGUGCCAAUAUUCCCAUCGGCGCCACUAUCCAAGAAUAG
Saccharomyces eubayanus is the source of this 1830-nucleotide messenger RNA. RefSeq names its product serine/threonine protein kinase RCK2 (gene RCK2). Bases 1 to 1830 code for a protein of 609 amino acids. The transcript has a single exon. The record is from RefSeq and is a predicted model, not a curated record. NCBI's taxonomy places the organism in Eukaryota, Fungi, Ascomycota, Saccharomycetes, Saccharomycetales, Saccharomycetaceae. Gene Ontology annotation, biological process: protein phosphorylation. Gene Ontology annotation, molecular function: protein kinase activity; ATP binding.